UCCACCCUUUGAACAAGGUUCAUUUAUUGUUAUUUAAUACUUACUUGGCAGUAGCACUAGUGGCUGUGUGCUUGUGGUGCCAGGUGCUGGACGUGUGCAUACUCACACCUGCAUGUGGCCAAGACCCUACACAGACCUUACACAAACAAAACAAAGCACCUUGGGCAUGAUUUUUAGGCACCUGAAGAUGCAGAACAGUGCCAAGUUGUGCCAAGGUGCUUUUGAAAAUCUCGCAAGGCACCUAUCUGCAUCUCUGGCCACCAAAAUACCCUUGAAAAUCCAGCCCUUAGCCCCUCUCACCCUGCCCUAUGGCUGCAGACAGCUGUUCUAACACCAGCAGCGAAACCACACUAGGAGAGCUGAAGGUAGAGGCAUGGUGCAGAUGAGAGUGGGGCAGAGGUGUCUGGGCUCUACCUGGCCUCACUGCUCUCCAGCUUGGCACUGCCAGCUGCUUGUGCCAUGCCUGGCUUGUCCCUCCCUCUGCAGCAUCUGGAUCCUCCCCUGCUUCUCUCAGACUCACCCCAGCUGGGGAGCAAGUGACGGGUUCCUAAUUUAGCACCGGACACCCAGGGCUGCUUCUUGGUGGCACUCAGUGCCUCUGCCAGCAUAAAGGGGUCUGAGAGAGGGGGAGCCGGCUCUUGGACUGGGGCCGGCUGUGUCGAUACAGGGGUGUCCCAGGGCCAAUGAGGGUUACAGGGGUAACCAAUCCUUGGUCGCUCACUGUUACUACAAUAACCUGUUCAGUGUGGUCUGGGAUGUCCUGCCGAGUCCCCUGAGAAGAAUCACCAUUGAAACCCCUUUGAGCACACAGAGAACGCUCUGUGCCCAUCUUCUCCCAGCGCUUCCUGCUGGCUCCGAAUGGGAACAGCAGCCUUCCACCACAGCCACAGCAGCAGCAGCUCCUGUCUAUGUUUGUCUGUCUAUUGCCAUCUCCCUCUGACUGUGUCCCUACGCUCCAUCUUAUCUCUCUCUCCCCACACACUCCUUCUAGCUAUCAGUCCCCAUCCCCACGCACCCACCCCCUCAGCUGGUUUAGUGGGCAAACUGUGGUGCAUAGGCUGAGAAUGGGGUGGGGACUCUGUCCCUAUGUGUGUCUCCACCUCUUGCUCCGGAAGGGGCUGACCACCUGGACUUUGUCUCUCCUGGAAAUCAUCGGCCUCGAGGGCUGGGCAGGGCCUGGCUCCCUGAUCCCUCCCCGUGGCAGACCUUCGUCCCCACAUCUCCAAGAGCUGUGCCAGGCCAGGGCUUGGGGAGCUGCAGAGAGAGCUCCUGGUCUGGCCUCUCUUCCCUGGCGGAGGUCGAUCCCCUGAGCUCCCAGGGACCUCACACUCUGACUGCUGCCUCCCGUACCCCCAGGCAGAGCCAUCUGGGCAGGGCUGGUCAUCUCAGGCUCUGCGAAGCCAGACAAUGGCAGUGGAGUAUGUCACAUACCAGGGCAUCAAGUCCCCCCCUGCGUAUAACUCUGAGCAGAGCCUGCGCUUCGCCCACAAGGAGUUCCAGGUGCAGGACGAUGAUGUCUUCAACGUCACCUACCCCAAAUCAGGCACAGUGUGGAUGAUCGAGAUCUUGAGCCUGAUUCGCAGCGGCGGGGACCCAGCCUGGAACCGAACCGUCCUCAACUCCACCCGCGUGCCCUGGUUCACUACCCGCCUGGGGCUGGAGUCUGCACUGAGCUACCCCCGACCCCGCCUGCUGACCUGCCACCUCCCCAUCCACCUCUUCCCCACAUCCUUCAUUGGCUCCAGGGCCAAGGUGGUCUACACACUUCGCAAUCCCAAGGAUGUUCUGGUCUCCUAUUUCUAUUUCUCCAAGAUGUGCAGCUCAUACGAGGACCCUGAGUCCUUCGAGCAGUUUCUGGGGGACUUUCUUAGUGGGGACGUGCCCCACGGGUCCUGGUUUGAUCAUGUCAGAGGCUGGAUGGAAAUGAAGGGCAAAGAGAAUUUCUUCUUCAUCACUUACGAGGAGCUGCAGCAGGACCUGAGGGGCAGUGUGCAGCGACUCUGCCAGUUUCUGGAGCAGGAGCUGGAUGAUGGAGCUAUCAACUCGGUGGUGGAGAACGCCUCUUUCAAGGCCAUGAAAGAGAACAAGAUGUGCAACUCAACGCUGCUCCCGAUGGACAUCAUGGAUCAGGACAAGGGCACUUUCCUGAGGAAGGGCAUCUGUGGGGACUGGAAGAACCAUUUCACGGUGGCACAGAGCGAGGCCUUCGACAGGAUCUACCAGGACCGGAUGGGGGGGUUGCCGGAGGCGUUCCCAUGGGAUGCACGCUAGGAAUGAACCACAGGAAUAAAGCAGAGCAUGGAACCACAGGCAGCUGGGCUGAGUUAGUAGGGACAACUGUCUGCAGUGGUUCACCCAGACCAUGGAAGGGCAUGGCUCCAGCCUAGCGGGAUGGACCAGUGCCAGGAGCAUUGCCUGGCGUGAGUGUCCUCUGCCAGCACUGCCUCCCACACCCCUUCAUUCCACCAGGCGCCCGGGUCAGCUUGGCCCUAGUCUCCUGGGGCCCAUUGCAUAUCCGAUUGCCCCCGUGAAUGUGUUCAGCUGUAGCCGCCAGCCACUGCAGCUUGCUCUGUCCGUGUCUUCUGGAUUAAAGAUCCCUCGGCCCUCUGA
This is a messenger RNA of Gopherus flavomarginatus (Mexican gopher tortoise), 2610 nucleotides long. It is a transcript of the gene SULT2A1, whose product is annotated as sulfotransferase family 2A member 1. Lineage: Eukaryota; Metazoa; Chordata; Testudines; Testudinidae. The transcript is spliced from 7 exons. Gene Ontology annotation, molecular function: sulfotransferase activity. The coding region runs from base 1408 to 2271 and encodes 287 amino acids. Gene Ontology annotation, cellular component: cytoplasm. Gene Ontology annotation, biological process: sulfation. The record is from RefSeq and is a predicted model, not a curated record.